Polychytrium aggregatum is the source of this 1026-nucleotide messenger RNA. RefSeq lists its product as uncharacterized. The record is from RefSeq and is a predicted model, not a curated record. The transcript has 9 exons. Bases 65 to 937 code for a protein of 290 amino acids. NCBI's taxonomy places the organism in Eukaryota, Fungi, Chytridiomycota, Chytridiomycetes, Polychytriales.
CACGAAUUCCUGAUUCCCGCUCCUGCUCCUGCUUCUGCUCCUGCUCCUGCUCCUGCUCUGUGCCAUGUCCCCAGUCCUUGCUGUUCUCUCGCUGCUCUUGGCAACCGCAGCUUGCCAGCAAGCUCCUGCCCAGUGCACCGUUGAUCCUACUUCCAGAGUCGACUGUGGCAAUAUUGACACCACCCAGGACAGUUGCGUCAGUUCGGGCUGCUGUUGGUCGCCCCAGCAGGACAGUAGCUCCUGCUUCUACCCCGCCGGAGCCGUCAACAUCACCAGCCCUCCGCAGUGUCCCAACCCUGCCCUGAACUCGACCCAGCGAUAUGACUGUGGCUUCAAGGGUAUGCACCGCUGCUCUUCCUCUUUGCUUCUUGCCCCUCUGCUUCUCACCUCGUCGCCGCUGCUGUCUCGCCUGCAACGUCAACAGACAGAACGGUGCGGCCUGUCUCCUGUGGACGCUUCUCUAAAUCCGAGCUUCGAGGCACUCGUCGGCAGCGGCUCUCAGAUCAUUCGAUUUUGGCACUCAUGUGUGCUUCCUUCCGCCACAGGCAUGAGCCGUCCCCAGUGCAUCCAAAAAAACUGCUGUUGGGAUUCAGUCGCCACUGGCGAUAUCGGCCCUUGGUGCUACUAUGCCUUGACAGUCCAGCGUCCAUCGUAUUGUCCCUCGACUCCCAUGGACGUCAUCAUGCGAAUCGACUGCGGAACAGCCAACCUGACCCAAUCCGAGUGCUACUCCAAGGGAUGCUGCUGGGACGUCCACUCCACCAACAUCAGCGGCCCAACUUGUUAUGUUGUACACCCUCCCCCUUCUGUUAAUGCCUCUGCUGGCUCCAACGGCGUUCAAGGCAACACCCUCAGCAGCGCAGCUGUUUCCUCUCAGGGCGUCUCGCUGCUCUUGGCCUCGCUCAUCACCAUCGCGGCCUUUGCCAGCUUGGUCUAGAUUCUUCCCUCACCCACGAUCAAACGUCAGCCUCGGCUCUCUGUACCCUGUCUCGUCACGGCUCCGUUUUCGAUCGAUUCUGUCCCUAA